CGGUACGGAGCAGUACAAACUCAAUUGCUCAUUUUGAUGCAAAUCGAAUACAAACAUAAAAAUUGCACAUAUUUUGCAUAAAAACAAAUACGCAAAUUGUGCGCAUAGUUGCUGCAAAUAGGCCGCCAACAUGGAAACAAACAGCAGCUCGAGCUCCACAUCGGGCAGCAGCUCAUCGAGUGGCUCCUCCAGCUGCUCCGACACCGGCAGCUCCUCCGAUUCCGACUCGAGCAGUUCCGGAGCACCAAGGCCCGAGGAGAAACCCCAACCAGCGAAGCAACAACAAACCGCAGUGCGACGCAAAGCAAGCGAAAAUGAGAAACCGAAAUCCGCCGCUGCAGCCGGCAGCAGUAGCAAUAACAACAAUAGCAGCGCCAGCAGCAACCCGUUGGCGUCGGCAGCGAGCAAGGUGCGCGCCGUGGUGGCGUCAAGCAACCAGCGGAAUGGCGCACUCUCCAGCGACGACGAUGAUGAUGAUGAUGACGAUGUCGAUGAUGCGCCGCCAGCUAAAAAGAAUCCGCGCACAAUAAGCAACAGUGUGGCAGGUGCAGGAAAAGGGGCAGUUGCAGCUGCAGCAUCAGCAAGAAGAAAGCCAUCAACUGGCGCGGCAGCAAAGCAAACAGUGGCAGCAUCUGGCAGCAAAGCAACGCUGCCAGCAAAAACAAAUGGCAACAACAAACGACCCUCGCUGAGCUCCUCCUCGAACAGCACCGAUGAUUCGCGCAAGGAGGUAAAAAAUGGACGGAAAGUGCCGCUGAAGCUGGCGAGCACUGCGACCGCUGUGCGAGCCAAACAGAUGCGCGCCAAGGCGCUGCAAGCGAAGGCAAACAGCAAGAAUGGAGCAGCAGGAGCAGGAGGAGGAGGAGGAGCAGCUGCAGCGCGACGGGCGAGGAGUCGCAGCAGCGAUGGCAGCGAUGAUUCGGACAGUGGUUCCGGGUCGGAGACGAGCUCCAUGAGCGAAUCGGAGGCCAGUGAUUCAAGCAACUCGUACAGCUCUCAGCCGCCGACGGGCAAAGCGAAUCCGAAGGGCAAACGGGUCAUCGUUGGCGACAGCGAGGAGGAGCGCAAGGAUAAGGCGAAUCCCAUGCGUAAGCUCACCCGCUCGCUGAGUAUGCGCCGUUCCAAGCAGCAGCAACAACAGCAGCUGCACCAGCCCAAGCAGCCGAGCAGCGAAACGGAAACGGAUCCCGAGCUGGACAGGGAGCAGGACGACAAGCAGCGUGUCCACUCCAAGAGUCCAGCCAAGAAGUCCGCGAUAGCUGCCGGUUUCAGCAGCAUGAACAACAUCAACAACAGCCUCAGCAAAUGCAAGGUCAAGAAGGAAAUGACUUCCAUCAAAUCGCGACCCAUCUCGCCAGCUGUGCAGCUGGAGAAGAAGUGUCCGAUCGAGGGCUGUGACUCCUCGGGCCAUCUCAGUGGCAAUCUGGAUCGUCACUUUCUGCCCGAGGCGUGUCCCAUCUAUCACAACAUGUCCGCCUCCGAGUGCAAGGAGCGUGCCAAUGAGCGCCGUCAGCGCAACGAGCAACGCUUGAAGCUGCCCAUCAACAUUGUCAGCACGCCGGGCAAUCAGCACAGCAAUCUCAAAUCUCUGACGCCCGAGCAGCGAGAGUUUCUGGCCAAAAUACGCGAAUCUCGCUCCACUUUUCGUCCAAUGAGCCACAGUUUCCUAAACGAUAAGGUCAAGAUAGACAAGGAGUCCAGGGACGAGGAUCGUGAGCCAAGUCUGGCUGGGCUUGUGCCCGAUUACGAUUUGCAGCUGUUUCGCGAGGCGCAGGCCCAGGCCUCCGAGCGCAUCGAGGAUGAGCUCAAGGAUCUGCCUGUUGGCAAAGGCAUCAAAUAUAUCAGCAUGGGCAAGUACAAAAUGAAGGUGUGGUAUCAGUCGCCCUAUCCAGAUGAUGCCGCCCGCCUGCCCAAGAUGUACAUCUGUGAGUUCUGUCUGCGCUACCAAAAAUCGGAGACGGGCAUCAAGCGACACGCCCAGAAAUGCGUUUGGCGUCAUCCGCCCGGCGACGAAAUCUAUCGCAAGGGCAAGCUUCAGGUGUGGCAAGUGGAUGGCAAACGGUAUAAACAGUACUGUCAGCAUCUCUGCCUGCUAGCCAAGUUCUUUCUGGACCACAAGACGCUCUACUAUGACGUGGAGCCAUUUCUCUUCUACAUCAUGACCUUGGCCGAUGUCGAUGGCUGUCACAUUGUCGGCUACUUCAGCAAGCAUAUUCCAUUCUUGCAGGAGAAAAACUCAUUCUAUAACGUAUCCUGUAUUCUUACCCUGCCUCCAUAUCAACGCAAGGGCUACGGUCGACUCCUCAUUGAUUUCAGCUAUCUGCUAACCAGAGUGGAGGGCAAAAUUGGUUCGCCGGAGAAGCCGUUGUCCGAUCUGGGACUCAUUUCAUAUCGCUCCUACUGGAAGGAUGUCCUGCUCGACUAUCUGUGCAAUCGUUCCGGCAACACUCUUUGCAUCAAGGAUGUAUCUCAGGAAAUGGCCAUAUAUUCGUAUGAUAUUGUCAGCACACUGCAGGCGCUGGGCAUGAUGAAAUACUGGAAGGGCAAGCACAUUGUACUCAAAAAGCAGGAUGUGCUGGAUGAGUAUAAAGAGCGUGUGCAGCGACGUGGCACAUUCCCCAAAAUCGACGACUCCUGCUUGCGCUGGCAGCCAUUUAUACCGGCUCAGCCGAGUGCCUCACCUUAGCGGCGUGGCUGGAAGCAUGCCCAGGUGUGCUUGGAUGAGUCUUCCUGAUGAUUGUCAUGUGUAUUUUCUUAGAGAUUCAUACGAAUUUUUUUAGUUUUUAGAUUGUGCAUAGUGCUUAAGACUUCAAGUAUUUGUUUGGUAGCUAAUUGAUAAAUUGAUAACAUACCCUAUAAAUACAUAGUAAAAAUUCA
Drosophila grimshawi is the source of this 2877-nucleotide messenger RNA. RefSeq names its product histone acetyltransferase KAT7 (gene chm). Gene Ontology annotation, cellular component: nucleus. Gene Ontology annotation, biological process: regulation of DNA-templated transcription. The transcript is spliced from 7 exons. NCBI's taxonomy places the organism in Eukaryota, Metazoa, Arthropoda, Insecta, Diptera, Drosophilidae. The record is from RefSeq and is a predicted model, not a curated record. Gene Ontology annotation, molecular function: histone acetyltransferase activity; zinc ion binding. The coding region runs from base 131 to 2686 and encodes 851 amino acids.